AUCCACGAUGUCUUCCAAGUGUAUCUCUUGUAAGAAACUUGUCCGAGCACGUCAACAAGGACUUCAAUGCGAUGGCUGCAACAGGUGGCAACAUCGCGUCUGUGGAACUGGAAUCAGCUUAGCUGAUUAUCGUGAAGCCGUCCAGACUGAUUCACCUAUCGACUGGUGCUGCGCAGAGUGUAUGUCAGAGUCCCUCCUCCCUGUGGCGGAAAGCACUCCUGUGGACUUCGUCGCCAACUCAGUCCUCGAGUCAGACAUCGACGAGCCUACUGCUGACGAGACAGUUCCGGAUUCCAUGGCCGCUGAUUCUUCCGAUUCUGAGUCAGUUCGAGAUCGAAGCUCGACGAGUCUUCCAUCAUCGAUCCGCCAGCCCUCGUAGAAGAGCAUGACGCUCCCACCGCCGUGACCUUCAAGUUGAUUCCUGACGCCACGUCAAAAGACAGACCAAAACUUGUCGACAGCAGGGGCUACAGCUACAACAUCAGGCGAA
Pocillopora damicornis (cauliflower coral) is the source of this 490-nucleotide messenger RNA. RefSeq lists its product as uncharacterized. The record is from RefSeq and is a predicted model, not a curated record. Lineage: Eukaryota; Metazoa; Cnidaria; Anthozoa; Scleractinia; Pocilloporidae.